Molecule: messenger RNA, 767 nt
Organism: Cuscuta europaea
Lineage: Eukaryota; Viridiplantae; Streptophyta; Magnoliopsida; Solanales; Convolvulaceae
Source: the annotation of a GenBank genome assembly
UAUAAACGUAACCAUUCCAAUAUCUAAGUAUUUAGUUUUCUUUCUAAAAAAAAAUUCGAUCGAGGCCGGAGGAACUGAAGAAUGCUUUUCAAUGCACAAAAGGCUUUCUUGAAAUUAGCUUUAGGAACUCGACUGAGAGGCCAGCCUUAUGGAGGAGGAGCAUCGCCGAAGUUGAAGGGGGAGUUUUUUCCGGUGUACGUGGCCGUGGGGAUGAUAGCGUUAGCAGCAGGGUUCGGGAUCCACACUGCCCGUCACCAGUUGGGCCGGUCGCCCAACGUGCAUUUGAAAAAGUCGAGGAGGGAGACGGUGGCGGAGGUGGUGGAGCCGGACCAAGUGGUGGAUGAUGCCAACAACUUCAUCAAGAAAUCUUUCUUUAGGAAGGUUGCUCAUGUCCAGCACGACUUUGAUUCUACUCAACCAAUCAUUCCUGAUCCCAUAAGAGGAGAUGUCCUUGCUAGGGAGCCGAAAGCGGAGACGCUCAAGUCCGUUGGAGUGAAUCCAAAUAUGCAGCAGCAUUGAUGGAGCUGCGCUUUCGAAUCACAGCUCAUUUUGUGUCCACAGUUAAUUACCCCGGUUUGUUUGUUUGUUUACACAUCCAACUAAUAGAACACUUGUGUGAUGCGCGGUUAAUGAAACUUCACGAGUAAUUAAUUUUAGUCACAUUUGAAAUUUAAAAGCAAAUUUGUAAUUUUAAUUGAACAGUUGAUUUAAAUUAUACUUUGUACAAUAAUAAAGAUUGAUGUAAAAAUGAUUAUGGAGUAUACACA